AUGCCCGACUCCCAGUUUUCAGCUGACCAGAGUUCGGUUAUUGAGGAAAUCUCCAAAUGGAACUUCGCACAGUACGGAGACAGCUACGCCCGGCUCGGUCACCUCCAUGGCCCCGGCAUCACCGACAAGAGCUCGUCUGAGCAGUCGAUCCCUUUCGAGAUUUGGCAAUCCAUGGCUUUUUCGUGUCCCGACACCCUUGUGGUUCACAUCACCUCUCAAUCGAAGUCGUUUGAGAUUACCACCGAGCACAGCAACGAGUCUUUUCAAGCCGCUUUUUCCAACGGCGACUCUACAUACGACUUGGCCACCGAGUCAUAUGGCACCAUGUUGGCCAAACUUAAGAAGAAUUCCAUCCCCGCACCACUCUUGGGCCUUCAAGGCUGGGAGCAUUCAAUCCUGCCCCCGAAGGUCUUGUUCAUCGUGGAUGUCGAUGCGGAUGCUUCCGCAGAAUUUGCCCUGCUCCUUGUGGCUGUGCUAACCUGGGCGACAGAGAAAUCCAUGCAGGAAAUGAAUUCGACGGUCAGAGUUCUGACGAUGUCUUCCGAACCGAUGAACGACCUCGUUGGGGGCUUCUUCAAAGUCUAUCGACGUGCCUCGAUGGCAGAUUUCGAAAUCAUGCCCGACGCCGGCGUUGCAGUUCUGACAACAUCCGUAGAAGAGGAUGAAAUCCUUCCAGCCGUUGUUGAUCACAUUUCCAUGGCCGACCGAAAGCAUUCGCACACCGUCGUGUCCUUCCGAGAAUUAAAACAGAUCGGCUAUCCUCCUAAGGACUGGUCCAUUGACAAACUUCAAUCAAACUCCACUGAUCGCGAUUUGUGUGUCAACAUCAUCGGCGAGAAACGGCUCGUCAUCACCAAGAGUCAUUUUCGGAUCCCGGAGCAGGUUUUCGGCUCGGAUUGCUUCCACAUCGUGACCAACGACACUCGGACGAGAAAAGUGUUUGAUCAAAAGACAACCCAAAUCGUCCGCCUCAACUUGCGAACUUCGGCAUCCGAGCGCAAAGAACAAAUUUCGUGGGUCGACAGAAAGGACUUUCUGGGAGCCAGUGCUACCGUGUACCAGGGCAUGGACUUUCUCGACGGGGCGAACGCGGAGAGACCUCGACGUAUGGACGUCACUGGCUCCCAACUGUCUGGCUUCCUGGCUGGUCUGGCCCAGUUGCACGACUGGCCGAUCGAGGGUGAAAGGCUAAUUGCAGCCCUAAAGAAACUCGAUCCAGUGUCCGUGGAGGAAACAAUGCGACGAUUGAUUCAGCAGGAUCUGGUCAAUAUCGGACCCAACGGCAACCCCAUCCUCGCCAUGCGAAUCCCAACCCACGACCUUUUCUUCGAAGUCCUGCCAAUUGUUGGAUACGACGCCCGAAUUGCCAUGUUCUUGUCUCAGACCUCGUCGUUUCCAAAUGUCACUCUGGUGAAAAUCCAGCUUGCCGCUCUUCUGACAGUCGGAGCCGACACCAUGAUGAGUCUCGAUACCGAGUAUGUCACGAAGGAAGAGGUCCUGGAAGCUGCAAACAUUGGGCUGGCUGGGCCAAAGGCUGGACACGGAAAGCUCUGGCUUGUUCUUGGCUUCGUCAAAGGUCUGCUUCGUCAAAGGGAAUUGGAACCAAACCUUAACUUCUUCCAGGUCGAAGCCCACAAUAUUCUUGAGGGCGCGGUGCAGAUUUGUUCUCGCGGUUGCCGGCGGAUUCUACACUUGAUCGAGGAACUGGGUGACGUUUUCCAAGAGCUGGAAAUUGAGGUUCCCAGCCGCCGGGUGUCGGAUGAGAUGGGCGUCUUGGAUGACUUGGAGUACAAUGAAAUUCUCUGGGACCUCCUUCGCGCCUUUGUCCACCAAGUGGGCAUCGCCACCCACGUUGGAGAUGGACCCUGGCCGAUCUACGACCUCGUUUCUAAACAACCCAUUGAAUGGAGUGAUGAGGCCAUGUGGCCCCUUGAUUGGGACUUCUUCCGGAAUGCAGAUCGGCCACAUAAGAAACAGGAGGGAGUGACGAUGGGAAUCUACACCCAACUCGAGAGAGCCUCUGCAAGCUCCAGAACUGUGGCUUUGGACUGGACCUGGAUUCCGUUGCCUCUGAUUUGGCGAUGGCGCCGCGAGUUUGUUGGGCUGGAUAAGAUGAUCGGGCCGCUUCCGGAGGGUUCAAAUGAGGACGAACUGCAAGAGUAUGUAUAG
Messenger RNA from Ilyonectria robusta, 2169 nucleotides. RefSeq lists its product as uncharacterized. The coding region runs from base 1 to 2169 and encodes 722 amino acids. The record is from RefSeq and is a predicted model, not a curated record. Lineage: Eukaryota; Fungi; Ascomycota; Sordariomycetes; Hypocreales; Nectriaceae. The transcript has a single exon.